Molecule: messenger RNA, 2518 nt
Organism: Saccostrea echinata
Lineage: Eukaryota; Metazoa; Mollusca; Bivalvia; Ostreida; Ostreidae
Product: pleckstrin homology domain-containing family F member 2-like
Exons: 11
Coding region: 22-843 (273 amino acids)
Molecular function (GO): metal ion binding; phosphatidylinositol binding
Source: RefSeq, a predicted model, not a curated record
CAACAUUCCAAGAGCUGAAAAAUGGUGGAUCGAUUGGUGCAAUCGGAGGCCAACGGUCGACGUAUAGCAUAUGUGGAGCAGUGUUUUGGUGCUUCAGGACAGCCACUGAAUGUCCCAGGUCGAGCAUUAGUGGGAGAGGGAGUCUUAACCAAAAUGUGCAGAAAGAAACCCAAACCUCGACAGUUCUUCCUGUUUAACGACAUUCUAGUAUACGGCAACAUUGUGAUCAACCGUAAAAAGUAUAAUCAGCAACAUGUGAUAUCAUUAGAAGAUGUAAAAUUAGAAGAUGUUCAAGAUGAAGGAAGUCCUUUUUACACAAAAGAUGGUAAACCAGCUUUACGGAAUGGCUGGAAAUUAAUAAGUCCUAGCAAGUCUUUUGUUGUGUAUGCAGCUACAUCUACAGAGAAACAUCAAUGGAUGUCUCAUAUCAAAAAGUGUGUGGAUGAUCUCCUUAUAAAACAGGGCAAAACCCAGAACACAGAAAAUGAUUCCCCUGUGUGGGUUCCUGAUUCUGAGGCCACUCUAUGCAUGCAUUGUAAAAAGUCCCAGUUUACACUGAUAAACAGACGGCAUCAUUGUAGGAAGUGUGGUAUUGUAGUGUGUAAGGACUGUUCCAGUAAUAAAUGGCUCCUACCACAGCAGUCCUCCAAACCAUUACGUGUGUGUCUGACUUGUUAUCAAACCUUGUCUGACACUAAACUAGCAGUACCACCUCAGAAUACUCAUGCUAUAGACGAUUCUUCCGGUGAUUCCUCAUCUGAUGACGACGAAGAACCGUCCAACCAGGAAGUCAAUGAGGAGAACAAACUUAUUCCAGAGGGACAGUUCAAGUCUUAUGACUAAGGGCAGACAAUUCAGAGCACACAGAGAAGAACAAACAUAAAUGUUGACCACUAAUGCUACAGGGAAUGAUAGAUUGUUGUGGCUUAUACAGUUUAUUGCAGCACAAUACAUAUAAUUCAUCGACAUCUCAUACUUAUUCAGUCGUAGCCUUCAAAAAUGUCUAUUCAUGCCAUUUUGUAUCUGUGAUGUAUUUUUACUUUGUCAUGGUAACUUAUGGUGGUAUGUAUAUAAAUAAUUAGAAAUGUUUAAUUCCCAUACAUUGAGAUCAAUUCUAUUGUUAUUUCUGGAAUGAAAUGUGUAUUCCUAUCUCCUUGUACUUAAUUUCCAAGAAGUCUGUACUUAAAAACCAAACUGUACAGUAUUGUGUAGAGGUAGUUCCUAAUACUACAUGGAGCAGUGUACAGAAAUAGACCACCGUAUUGUAUUAUCAGUGCUGCUACUCAAUCUUUGUGAUCUCACAGGUAUCCCCAGAUAUAUUUCAAAGUUUUAAUCAACUUCCUUUCUGAAAUGAAGAUUUUUAUAAUUUAAUAUGCACAAGAAAGAUAUGAAUUAUUCAACAUGAUUGGAUAACAACUGGUGAGAAUUAUGUAUUCAGUAUUGAUAUAUACAGUCAAACCUCAUUAUCUCAACACCAGAAGACCAAGAUUAAACUUUCAGAUAUCUGAGUAUUCAAGAUAAUGGGGGUACAAAAAAUAAAGAAAACAUGCUUUGAACUGCCAAAUCACUUUGAGAUAUCCCAGGUAUUCGAGAUAUCAGUGUUCGAGAUAAUGAAGUUCAACUGUACUUUAACACGUACAUGUAUUUGUAACAAAAUUAAAAUAAAAUGUAUUUAUAAUGGCACAGAGAAUGGAUUCUGCAAUUAGAGCAUUCUGAAGUAUUAUUCUUGGUGUGUGUAUUUUUCUGACUCAGGAUAAAGGUGUUGAUAUUAUACUGGAGAGGUGAUAAAUGUCGUAGGAAGUAUCCAUCUUUUUCAGUGGUAUAAUGGUCAUAAUCUAUUGUAUUCUUUUAUGUACCUGUCAAUAAUUCAUGCCUCAUUCAAAAAUAUGUGGAACAUUUCUGUGUGCUUUCUGUAUUGCAGAGACUUGGUAACUUUUUGCUAAGAGCCAUUGUCUCAUUUUGGAACUUUGUGGGGGUUGCACUAGCUAUUUGGAUAGAAGCAUUCCUGUGUAAAUUGUCAUAAGUAUAUUGUGCCCCCUUGGUGCCCCUUACUUUAAGAGGGGCUUUCUUACAAAUGCUGGUCAUUGUAAUUCCAUAAGUUCACAUUUGUAACUAAUCAUUCCAAUUAAAUACAGCUUAAUUAGCAUGCUGCAUGUUAUCAUGAUGUUUACAAGAUGAAGUAGCAAUAGGGUGUCUUAUAGAACUUGAAUCAAUUUCACAUUUUGAAAAUUAAGUGUUAGGAAUUAGAAAUGGGAUUUUGGAGAGUAUUUUGAAAAAUUAAAAAUGAAGAAAUAUUGAUAAAAUGUUGAAUGUCCAAAAUAAGUAUAUUUUUCAUCAAAUUUAUGGUUGUCAUGAAUUUUGGUAAUUCUUGUAAAAUAUGUAAAGAAAUAUCUCUUGAUAAUAUUUUUGUACCAAUAAAAAAUGAAUAUAAAGUUGUUUAAUAUGUAUGCAAAGCAUUUUUAUUCACUUAAUUUGUAUAUACAUGUAUAAAAAAAAUAAAAUGAAUGUGUACAGAUAA